AUGGCAGCUGAAUGUGGACGGCAGAUGUAUCCCGCAGUCUCUGUGGCCUCGCGUGUAUCUUUCCCGGUCCAGAUGCUCGGUAAGAGCUUCAAGAUGAUGCCAGUGAUGCUCUGGGGCAUUGUCAUCUCGCUACCAGACUUCAAGAGAAGGGAGUGGGGUGUCGCCUUCUUCGUGACUUGGGGAGUGACGCAGUUCUUGCUCACCGGACCGAUUGCGACAGAAUCUGGCGAGAAUGACGACCACACCAGCAACAGCGUCAAAGGGCUGCUUCUGCUGGUUCUUUUCCUCGCGCUGGAUGGAAUCACCUCACCGAUGCAAGAGAAGCUUUUCAAGGAAUACAACCUGUCAAAGUACAACCAGCUACUGUGGGUCAACACCUUUUCGGCGAUUGUUUCAAUGACCACGCUUCUGACCACUGGUGGAUUGGGCGAUGCUUUGAGCUUUGUCCGCGCACAUCCGCCGCUGCUUGGAGACGCUAUGACACUCAGCGUCUCGCAGGUUGCAAGCCAGUGGUUCAUCACUUCGCAGAUCAAGGACUUUGGUGCGCUCGUUUUUGCUGCUACGAUGAAUGUUCGGCAGCUGGUGUCCAUCAUCACCUCCUACAUCAAGUAUGGCCACUACAUCACCGGCUUCCAAGUGCUGGCGCUGGGCUUCGUCUUUGCGGCACUCUUCUACAAGAGCUGCCUGGGUUACGACGGCCUCGUCUCGGAGAGCCCUGAGAAAAAGGCCGAGAAGGCUCCUCUGGUGCCCAAGGAGAGCGACUUGGCGAAACCACAGAUCGACAGCUGCGGAGAAGGUGAUCCGCCGGAGGCUUCCAAGGACGCUCAAAGCUGCGGAUGUUCGCUCGAUGUUUGGCACUGUAUGACGUCUGCCUGA
Messenger RNA from Symbiodinium sp. CCMP2592, 876 nucleotides. NCBI's taxonomy places the organism in Eukaryota, Dinophyceae, Suessiales, Symbiodiniaceae. The record is from the annotation of a GenBank genome assembly.